GCACAUCCCUGGCUGGCCGCUCAGCUGCGCCGCCUGUGCAGCCCUGAUUUUUACACAACAUAAACAUUCGAUUUUGGAGGAGCUCUUUUUUCGAGAGAAUACCAGGUCGUUGGACACGGGAGAUGCUCUGAUUAGGGGCGCAUGUGGAGCAGCCAACGCCGGAAUCGCCGACAUGAAAAUCCUCUCCCGUCUGGGUCGCCUGAUGCGCUACACGGUGGCCUACGCGGCAAUCACACACUGCACCUUCGAGUACAUUGGCGAUUUCGUCCUGGUAAGGCGUCUAGGAUGAAGUUCCUGGGCGGGUAUACUUGCCCAACAUGUGCCAGCAUCACAUAGUUCGUGUGAAUGCAUUAAGUGCAAAGGACCCUCCAUGGAGCCCACCCUGCACUCGGACAACGUUCUUCUCACCGAGCGCUUGUCGAAACACUGGCGAACCUACCAGCCCGGCGACAUAGUCAUCGCCAUAUCGCCCAUCAAAGCCGAUCAGUUCAUUUGCAAGCGUAUCGUGGCCGUUUCCGGUGAUCAGGUGCUAAUCCAGAAGCCCAUUCCCAUUGAGGCGGAGUUUAGUGGUAAUUCGGAUGACAAGAAGAAGCCCGUGAUGGUCAAGGACUAUGUGCCGCGCGGACACGUUUGGAUUGAGGGUGACAACAAGGGAAACAGCUCGGAUUCCCGCUACUACGGACCCAUUCCGGUGGGCCUCAUCCGGAGCCGCGUGCUCUGCCGCAUCUGGCCGAUAUCCGAGGCCACGGGUCUAUAGAUGGCAUUCGUACAACAAAGAGUUUAAAAUCAACUUGACCCAAUAAAUGGCCUAUGUUUCGUUUGGAAAUUAUAGUACAUCAAACCACAACUUUUUAGAAUCAUUACGUAUGCGAGUUUCGUCUCAUUUGUGCGACUUCUGGUUUUUGCAUAUCAUUGAAAAUAAGUUGAAAAAAACAGGAGAGAAUAAUAAUUUCUUUUCAUUUUUGUUUUUAAUAAACAUAUUUUUCAAAGU
Drosophila melanogaster (fruit fly) is the source of this 991-nucleotide messenger RNA. RefSeq lists its product as uncharacterized. The coding region runs from base 371 to 757 and encodes 128 amino acids. Gene Ontology annotation, biological process: protein maturation; proteolysis. Gene Ontology annotation, cellular component: mitochondrion; serine-type endopeptidase complex; membrane. The record is from RefSeq and is marked reviewed. The transcript has 2 exons. Gene Ontology annotation, molecular function: serine-type endopeptidase activity; serine-type peptidase activity. Lineage: Eukaryota; Metazoa; Arthropoda; Insecta; Diptera; Drosophilidae.